AAAACCAACACGGAAGAGCUCUUAAACAAAGCGCCAGUGAGGAAAAGUUAUGCCAAAAAUAGUUUUUUUCGGGUAUUAAAACUACGACUUGGUCAACAAAACAGGAAUUGCCGUAUGCAAAACAUGCGGUUGGAAGAUUACAGACGGAGACGCAACAACUUCCAACUUCCUUCGACAUUUGAAGUUGCACAAAGAAGGCUGCCCCAUCAAAUAUGCCAUAAAAUGAGACUACUUCUCCGCCAUGUUACGUCCACUGUCGUGUCGUCACCCACCAGGCCACGCCCCCUCCACCCGGGCCUUUCCAGAGGUAUAACAGGUGGUCAUGUAUGUCAUCAAUGGAGAAAAGUAAGCACAGCUUUGAGCCAGCACAUCCAGGACCUGAGCGGGCCCGAGGAGAGGCUGCUAAAUAAACUCUACGAGGGCCUGAUAGGAGGGCAGCGGGCCUCCCUGGCAGAGUCCAUCACCCUGGUGGAGACGCAGCAUCCCCGAAAGAAAGAACUGGCCCAGGUCCUGCUUCAGCGGGUGCUCGCUUACAGGAAGGAGCAGGAGAGGCGGAAUGGCGGGAAGCCCGUGGCUUUCAGAGUAGGUCUCUCCGGUCCUCCAGGGGCAGGGAAGUCCUCCUUCAUCGAGGUGGUGGGGAAGAUGCUGACUGGACGUGGGCAUAAAGUGUCAGUGCUGGCCGUCGACCCGUCCUCCUGCACGACGGGAGGCUCGCUGAUGGGUGACAAGACCCGCAUGACGGAGCUCUCCCGGGACAUGGACGCCUUCAUCAGGCCGUCGCCGACCUCCGGGACGCUCGGCGGCGUUACCAGGACGACCAACGAAGCUGUCGUUCUCUGCGAGGGGGCUGGAUACGAUGUUGUCCUUGUGGAGACUGUGGGUGUGGGCCAGUCAGAGUUUGCAGUGGCGGACAUGGUGGACAUGUUUGUGUUGCUGAUUCCCCCAGCAGGGGGCGACGAACUGCAGGGUAUCAAGAGGGGCAUCAUUGAGAGGGCCGACCUGGUGGUGGUGACGAAGUCUGAUGGGGACCUGGUGGUGCCGGCCAGGAGGAUCCAGACUGAAUACACCAGUGCUCUGAAGCUACUCAGGAGGCAGUCCAAGUCAUGGAACCCCAAGGUCGUGCGGGCUUCUUCGCACAGCGGGGAGGGCAUCCCAGAUGUCUGGGCCAGGAUGGAGUCUUACCGGGAAGCCAUGUUGGCCAGUGGGGAAUUGCAAAUCCGGCGGAGAGCCCAGCAGAAGGUCUGGAUGUGGAGCUUGAUCCAGGAGAACGUGCUUGCCCAUUUCCAGCAUCACCCCAGCGUCAGGGAGGCUCUGCCCCACCUGGAGCAGAGAGUCACAAGAGGGGACAUCUCCCCUGGCCUGGCCUCCGACUUGCUACUGAAAGCCUUCCUGUCAUCGUCCCCGUAGUCUGUAUUGGGAUGGAGGCCUCACAAUGAAACACUUAGUACUUUAAGUACCGUAUUUUUCGGACUAUAAGUCGCAUUUUUUUUCAAAGUCUGGCCAGGGGUGCGACUUAUACUCAGGAGCGACUUAUGUGUGAAAUUAUUAACACAUUACCGUAAAAUAUCAAAUAAUAUUAUGUAGCUCAUUCACGUAAGAGACUAGACGUAUAAGAUUUCAUGGGAUUUAUGGAUUAGGAGUGAGAGAUAGUUUGGUAAAGGUAUAGCAUGUUCUAUAUGUUAUAGUUAUUUGAAUGACUCUUACCAUAAUAUGUUAGGUUAACAUAGCAGUUGCUUAUUUAUGCCUCAUAUAACCUACACUUAUUCAGCCUGUUGUUCACUAUUCUUUAUUUUAAAUUGCCUUGCAAAUGUCUAUUCUUGGUGUUGGGUUUUAUCAAAUACAUUUCCCCAAAAAACGCGACUUAUACUCCAGUGCGGCUUAUAUAUGUUUUUUUCCUUCUUUAUUAUGCAUUUUCGACAGGUGCGACUUAUACUCCGAAAAAUUCGGUAGUUUUAACCAAAUCUGGGCCAUUUUAGAGGACGGUUUUAUGCCGACGACAGCAGAAUAAUUCACUGAAAACAACUGGACUUUUAACAUUUGAUUGAUGGCUUGUGACAUUUGUAAAGGUUUGCACAUGACUUAUUAUUUUGCCUAUGUCAAUAUCAUGAAUACACUAUUAAAAUAAAGUCCAUAGGAUGUUUUAUUGCAUUAAA
Molecule: messenger RNA, 2153 nt
Organism: Nerophis ophidion (straightnose pipefish)
Lineage: Eukaryota; Metazoa; Chordata; Actinopteri; Syngnathiformes; Syngnathidae
Gene: mmaa
Product: metabolism of cobalamin associated A
Exons: 7
Coding region: 115-1407 (430 amino acids)
Cellular component (GO): cytoplasm
Molecular function (GO): GTPase activity; GTP binding
Source: RefSeq, a predicted model, not a curated record